Messenger RNA from Amphibalanus amphitrite, 1309 nucleotides. RefSeq names its product cAMP-specific 3',5'-cyclic phosphodiesterase 4D-like. The transcript is spliced from 3 exons. The record is from RefSeq and is a predicted model, not a curated record. Lineage: Eukaryota; Metazoa; Arthropoda; Thecostraca; Balanomorpha; Balanidae. The coding region runs from base 389 to 1309 and encodes 306 amino acids.
UGCCGUCGUGUGCGCCGCUGCUAGCGCCGCCUGGCGGAGCGCUCGGUCGGGGCUCGCUGUCGGCCGCGCCGGCUCAGACAAGCGCCGAGGUUCGCUGCCGUCGCGCGCGCCGCACCCGCUCCCCGUGUACCGCGGGCCGAUACGCACGUGCCGCGAUAAAAAUACGCCUCGAGAAGUGAGUCGUCGGUGCCGACGGACGGCCAGUGAGCGCCGAGUGAGCCGUUUGAGAGCCGAACCGGCGAGAGGUGUCGGGGAGCCCCAGAAGCGCAGAGGACGGGACUUAUUGUGACGCAGCGCCGAGGCGGACGGUGCGCCAGUGAACCUGAGUUGUGGACGUGUUGUAGUGAGUGGAGAACAGCGGUUUCUUGUGUGAGUAAUCUCCAGCCGCAUGGAGUGGCCGCCGAAGCUGCGUUCCACCUCCAGCCCGUCGUUGCUGGAUCAGGACAGCAGUCACCCGCUGGCGUCUCCGCGCGCGCGGCACACCAUCCAGCGGCUGCGCGAGCACGCGCAGCGCGAGCAGCUGCGGGCGGCACGCAUGCAGCAGCUGGCAGGAGCGCCGCCGCCGCUCAGCCGCCACGUGUCAGAGGAGGCCGCCAGCCAUCUCGCUGAGCAGCACUUUAGCGGUGUGGUGCAGCACCACAGCGUGUCGAGCACCAUGUCCAGCUCGAGCGCCUCCUCUCUGGAGCGCCAGCUGUCCUCGGGCGGCGGCUCGCAGCCCGCGCUGAUGCCGCCGCCCGAGAACGGCUCCUCGGGGUCGGGCCGGCCGGCCGAGGGGCGCGGGAAGCUGUCGCUGCCGCUGCAGCGGGGCGUGGAGCUGGAGCAGCUGCAGCUGCAGCACCAGCUGGAUCAGCACCACCAGCUGCCGUCGCGGCCGCUGCGCAUCGUGUCGCCGCACAUCUGGCAGGGUGACCGCGGCCCGGCCUGGCCCGACCGGCCCGCCUGGGACGCCAUCCAUAACCGGCACAUGGUCACUGUACAGACCCGGCGCGGACGACAGAUCCGUAUGCCCAAGCUGACCAUCCCGCUACUCAGCGUGUCGGACGUCUGGUCACCCUUCUCCGCGACAUCACCUUUCGACGUUGAGAAUGGCGGCGUACACGGACGUGGUGACGGCUCGUCACCGUCCACGGGCCUGGUCCUGCAGAGCCUGCCGCAACGACGCGAGUCGUUCAUCUACAAAUCCGACUCGGACUUUGAAAUGUCGCCCAAGACCAUGUCCAGGAACUCUAGCAUCGCUAGCGAUGGAUGCAGCGGAAUCCACGGUCUCCGCGCAGAGCACGCGCAAUCUCGGUACGUCACUCAGAAAUGA